AUGAAAGCACUGAUAAAACAGAUUCAGCAAGUAUUAUAUUUUAUUCGUGCCGUAACUAAAGAUUUUCAAUGUUACGAAGAACUACUUGCGUUGGGUACACUAACUGGAAGAACUCGCGGAGCCGAUAUUUUUAAAAACUUUAAAGAAGUAUGUGAUAAAUUACAAUUGAAUGUCAGUAAUUUAGUCAGUGUCUGCACCGAUGGAGCACCUUCCAUGAGAGGCAAAAAAGAAGGAUUCAUUGCAUUAUUGAAAAAAAAAAACUUAAACUUAAAAAAAUUGAUAUCAUUCCACUGCAUUUUGCACCAGCAAAAUCUUUGCGCGAAAUCAACCAUUUUGCAAGACACUCUGGAUAAAACCAUUGCAAUUGUCAAUUAUAUUCGCGUAAACGCAAUGCGUCAUCGUGAAUUUCGGCAAAUGCUCUUGUUAGAUGAGGAAACUGUUGACCUACCGUACUACUGCAAGGUUCGCUGGCUAUCAUCAGGUCAUGUUUUGAUAAAAGUUUUGUCUUUACGACGACAAAUAUUAAACUUUUUUCAAGAACAAGGAAAGCUAUGUGAUCUAUCAGAUAAAGUAUUUCUGAGAAACCUUGCAUUUUUGGCUGAUAUGAUGACAAAGCAAAAUAAUUUAAAUAUUUGCCUGCAAGGUGAAACAAGAUAUAUUUAUGAAAUGUGGCAAAAGAUCCAAGCGUUUAGAAAAAAAUUAUUAUUUUUCAAAGCAUUGCUUUGUCGAUCGGAAAUAUCAGAACAAUUUUUCCCGGAGCUAACUAAAGUGUUAAAUGAGCAAAACUGUGAAAAUAAAGAAUUCGAUGAAUACGUAGGUGUCUUGGAUUGUUUAAUAGAAGAGUAUACUCAGAGAUUUUCUGAUUUUGACGAGCACACUCCUGCUAUGAAACUUGCAUUUGAACCACAUUUAAUAGAGAUAUCCGAUGCGCCUCCAGAAAUGCAAAUGGAGUUAAUUGAUUUAGGGGAAGAUAGUAUCAUCAAAUCUCUUUUUAACUCCAAAAAGGAUCCCAUAAAAAUUUGGAAAAAUGCCGUUGAAUAUCCACGCCUUCGAGAACACGCUCGCCGGUUACUUUCCUGCUUCGGAA
Molecule: messenger RNA, 1087 nt
Organism: Ctenocephalides felis (cat flea)
Lineage: Eukaryota; Metazoa; Arthropoda; Insecta; Siphonaptera; Pulicidae
Product: general transcription factor II-I repeat domain-containing protein 2B-like
Exons: 2
Source: RefSeq, a predicted model, not a curated record